UCAACUCCAAAAAGAAUUUACUGCUGCAUGUAUUUUACGUCAUUUCGCAACGUCCAAUCAAAAUUAGCGACUACCGGUCUCUUUCACUUUGCACGCCAGAACACCAAGGGCGGAAAAAUGACCGACAAUACCGUGACACCGACCGCACACGGUCCUAUUUCAAACCUCUUUGCCAGAAGAUUACAAUGUGCAGGCGGGGCAAAAGAGGAUUACAGCUGCGAGUUUGGAUCCGCUAAGUAUUUUGCUCUCUGUGGUUUUGGAGGCAUCCUCAGCUGCGGAAUUACACACACAGCAGUGGUACCACUUGAUCUGGUCAAAUGUAGAAUUCAGGUAGACCCAGCAAAAUACGGGAACAUUAUCAAUGGUUUCAAAGUGACAAUCGCAGAGGGUGGUGUGCGUGGACUCGGACUGGGAUGGGCCCCAACUUUAAUUGGCUAUUCCAUGCAAGGACUUUGCAAGUUCGGCUUCUACGAAGUCUUCAAGAAUCUGUACUCCAACCUUCUUGGAGAGGAAAAGACUUUCUUGUGGCGCACAUCCCUUUACCUGGCAGCCAGUGCUUCAGCUGAGUUCUUUGCUGACAUAGCUCUGUGCCCCAUGGAGUCAGUGAAAGUUAGAAUGCAGACAAAGCCUGGCUUUAGCAAGACACUGCGCGAAGGAUUCCCAAAAAUCAAGGGAGAGGAAGGAUGGAACGGUUUCUACAAGGGUCUUGUUCCACUGUGGAGCCGACAGAUCCCUUACACAAUGAUGAAGUUUGCUUGCUUUGAGAGGACCGUCGAGGCCUUGUACAAGUUUGUUGUGCCCAAACCCAGGUCGGAAUGCAACAAGGCGGAGCAGCUUAUGGUUACAUUCACCGCUGGUUACAUUGCCGGUGUUUUCUGUGCCAUUGUGUCUCACCCGGCUGACACGAUCGUCUCCAAGUUGAACAAUGAUGCUGGUAGCAACUUCGUUGAUGCAGCCAAGUCUCUAGGCUUAAAGGGAAUGUGGAAGGGCCUGUUCCCCAGGAUUAUCAUGAUUGGUACCCUCACUGCUCUGCAGUGGUUCAUCUAUGACAGCGUGAAGGUCGCUUUCCGCCUGCCCCGCCCACCCCCGCCAGAGAUGCCAGAAAGUCUGAAGAAGAAGCUUGGUGUCAAUUAACAUGACAGUAUUCUAGAAAACUUAUACAUACUUAAAUAGAGUGGAUAGUUAUUGACACUUAUUUUGAAAUUUUUAGAACAAGCAUUAUAUUGUGAAUGAAAAAAUAGGAAAUUGUUAUCAAUGUAUUUUUAAUGAAGGAUAAAAAAUAUAAAUUAUGAAAGGACCAUUCAAAAUUUGCAGUUAUGAUUUUUGUUUUGGAUUUGUGUGGCUAAUUUUUUUAUAAAAACGUUAACAAUAUUUUCGUUUUCAUUUAUUUAGGACAGGAUUUUGAAUUUUCGGGAUAAACAUUUUACCUUGUUACUUUGUAAUAUAUUGUUGAACACAUAUUUUCAAUAGUGUGAAACUAACAUGUUUGAACUUAGAAGCUAACCAUAGGCUGUAUGUACUACUGAAAUGAAUUAAAUGGCAACUAGAAUUGCACUUGACCGAUCUUGACGGAAUUUGACACGUUUCAUCUAGCACUGCAUUUGACCCAGGGCAUCUAGAACUGACAAGCACUUGUGUGAUAGUGUGUUUAUAUUUAUAGUGCUUGGAGUUUAAAUUCAAACAAAACAGUUUUAUUGAAUAAACACGGAAACAUA
Messenger RNA from Mya arenaria, 1715 nucleotides. RefSeq names its product phosphate carrier protein, mitochondrial-like. Gene Ontology annotation, molecular function: phosphate transmembrane transporter activity. Lineage: Eukaryota; Metazoa; Mollusca; Bivalvia; Myida; Myidae. Bases 28 to 1134 code for a protein of 368 amino acids. Gene Ontology annotation, cellular component: mitochondrial inner membrane. The record is from RefSeq and is a predicted model, not a curated record. The transcript has 7 exons. Gene Ontology annotation, biological process: mitochondrial phosphate ion transmembrane transport.